This is a messenger RNA of Brassica oleracea var. oleracea, 714 nucleotides long. RefSeq names its product GATA transcription factor 29. The coding region runs from base 91 to 714 and encodes 207 amino acids. The transcript is spliced from 4 exons. NCBI's taxonomy places the organism in Eukaryota, Viridiplantae, Streptophyta, Magnoliopsida, Brassicales, Brassicaceae. Gene Ontology annotation, molecular function: sequence-specific DNA binding; zinc ion binding. The record is from RefSeq and is a predicted model, not a curated record. Gene Ontology annotation, biological process: regulation of DNA-templated transcription.
CUACUAAAUUAGUGGAUCGAUUACAUUCAGAUCUGAAAACUAAGACUAAAACUUGUGGAUCGAUUUUGCUUAAUCAGUCAUCUCUAAAAAAUGGAGAACGAAUUGGAUUUAACACUGCGGUUGAGUCUGCCAAGUCCUACUGUUGAGACACAUCUGAGCUUAAACACUCUCACCACUGAUCAGGGGAACAACUUCGAAAGUAACCGCCGAGACAACAACGAUGUCGGUGAGAUUCGUGGCCGCCGUCACAUUCUUUGGAACAACGAUGAAUCGACCAACGACCACGAAGGUGGGAGAAAGAACGUCGACGUCAAUAUCCAAUACUACAACUUAAUCUUCAACCACUUCGCCGGCGUCGGCGAGACCUUGAACUUUGAACCUUUCCCGAUGCAACCAUCUCCGGCUCCUGUGCCGGAGACUCCUACGGGAAGUGACUAUGUGCUGAUUGAUGUCCCUGCUAAGAGAGCUCAACGUAACUCUUUAACGUUUAAAAACGCUGUGGACGCUCAUGCGAUUCUAGGGCGGCGUUGGGGCUGCGGCGGCGCCUGUACAGCAGGAAGGAUUAACGAGAUGAGGAAGUGUACGAACAUGAACUGCAAGGCAAUUAACACUCCUAUGUGGCGAAAGGGUCCUCUUGGUCCCAAGACUUUAUGCAAUGCUUGUGGGAUAAAGUUCAGGAAGGAGAAAGAGAAGAGAUGCAAUGGAACUGAGUGA